GGACUCGCAGGACUCGCGCCGUGCGGCGGUUGAAAGCGAGGCUUUGGGGUCAUGGCGGCAUCGUCGGUGGAGGAGCUGACGCCCUUGGUGACGGCGUUGUAUGAAGCACAGGCGUUCAAAUUCGGAAACUUCGUGCUCAAGAGCGGGCUCUCGUCCCCGGUCUACGUGGACCUGCGUGGCAUCAUCUCCAGACCGCGGCUCCUCAAACAGGUUGCAGAUAUCUUGUUUGAAACUGCUCAAAAUGCAGGGAUCAGUUUUGACUCCGUGUGUGGUGUGCCCUAUACAGCUUUGCCUUUGGCAACAAUCAUCUGCUCAACCAACCAAAUUCCGAUGCUCAUUCGAAGGAAGGAGGCAAAAGAUUAUGGUACUAAACGUCUCGUAGAAGGAGCUAUUAAUCCAGGAGAAACCUGUUUGAUCAUUGAGGAUGUAGUGACCAGUGGUUCUAGUGUUUGGGAAACUGUUGAGGUCCUUAAGAGGGAAGGUUUGAAAGUCACAGAUGCCAUCGUGCUGCUAGACAGAGAGCAGGGAGGCAAAGCCAAGUUGCAAGAGUGGGGUAUUCGCUUACAUUCGGUGUGUACCUUGUCAAAGAUCCUGGAGAUUCUUGAACAGCAAAAAAAGAUUGAUGCUGAGAUGGUUGGGAAAGUGAAGAAGUUUAUUCAAGACAACACCUUUGUAGUCACUGAGCAGAAGGGUACCGUACCUGUAAAGAAAACUCCCAAAGAACUUAGCUUUGGCAUGCGCGCCCAGCUCCCUGGAACCCAUCCUACUGCAUCAAAACUUCUCAGGCUUAUGGAAAAGAAGCAGACCAACUUGUGUCUUUCUGCUGAUGUUACUGAGGCCAAAGAGCUGUUGCAGCUGGCAGCCACUCUCGGUCCCUGCAUCUGUAUGCUCAAGACCCAUGUAGAUAUUCUGAAUGACUUCAGUCUGGAGAUCAUGGAGGAGUUGAAAACUCUAGCAGAAGUCCAUAAGUUCUUAAUAUUUGAAGACCGAAAAUUUGCUGAUAUAGGAAACACAGUGAAAAAACAAUAUGAAGGUGGUGUUUUCAAAAUAGCUUCCUGGGCAGAUAUAGUAAAUGCCCAUGUAGUGCCAGGCUCAGGAGUUGUGAAAGGCCUGAGUGAAGUGGGGAUGCCAAUGCACCGAGGCUGCCUCCUGAUUGCAGAAAUGAGCUCCUCUGGAUCUUUGGCCACGGGUGACUACACAAAAGCAGCUGUGAAAAUGGCUGAGGAACAAUCGGAGUUUGUAAUCGGUUUUAUUUCUGGUUCAAGAGUGAGCCAGAAACCAGAAUUUGUUCACUUGACUCCAGGUAUCCAAAUACAAGCUGGAGGGGAUAAUCUUGGCCAGCAGUAUAACAGCCCACAAGAAGCUAUUGGCAAACGAGGUUCUGACAUCAUCAUUGUGGGCCGUGGCAUAUUAACAGCCUCCAAUCACCUAGGAGCGGCUGAAAUGUACAGAAAAGCUGCCUGGGAAGCCUACUUGACUAGACUUGGUGUUUGAGUCUCUCAAAAAUACUUUUUUAUUUCUUAAAACAUUUCUACUCAAAUUCUUUGAUCUCACAUUUGACCAUACCACAAAAUCAGAGUUGCAAAAACUGGCAAAGCUUCUAGGCACUUAAGUGUUUAAUAACUCUGAGAUGCUCCACAGUAAUAAAUGCUUUCUAAAACAUGGAUUUCUUGUGACUGACAAUUUCUGGGGCAGCCGCAGAAUCUGUUCCACCUUCCUUUUAUUAACAGAGAAGUUAUCUCCCUAAAUAUAAGAGCCUAAUAUAUCUCCCUAAUAUAAUGAUUAUCUCCCUAAAUAUAAAUAAAAGAGCCAAGUCAUAAAGCUUAGAUUGUCAUUAUAACUCUUUUAUACAUGAAUAUUUGUAUUUUUAUAGAAGAGGUUCCCCUUUAUUCCCUGUAAAAGACAUUAAUGUUUUGUUGACGCUUUUUUUUUUUUUUUACAUCAAGGACACUUCUCAUUCACCUCCCUUGUCAUAAAGAAUUAUAGUUAAGCAAAACAGACUCCACUUACCAUUUCACAUGUCAAUGCUGCCAUUCACUACUAAGAAAAAAGAGGUAUCUUUAACUUUCAGUCUUUUGGAGUCAGAAUUGAUCGUUUUAUUGAGCAGAGUUUUAAUGCCUUUCGUUAUUUUACUUCACAUUAAUAUCAUUAUAUAAAUUGUGCUUUUUGCUAUAUGUACUCUGCAUUCAUUCUUAUCAGUCUUCUGUCUCUGAGACCCCUUCCUCUACCUUUUGCCUUGGAUUAUAUGCCCAGUCGUGGUAUCCUUGCAUCAGAGAAUGUAGACAAUUUAGGGACUUCAGAGUAGCUUUUUUUUUUCUUUUUUUGCUUGUUAGUAGCAGUGGCUUAAAGUACGACAUAAUGAUUUUCUUUCUUGACCCUGGGAUGGGAGACACUUUUCCCCUUCCAUUUUAUAAUCAUACUUUCAAUGAAGCAUUUCCUUUUAAACAUGGCUUUAUCAGGAGGAAAGUCAAUAUCCUAUAAUCCAUAAAAAUAAUUUGCUGGCUGUGGUAGGAGCAACAGUAAACCCUUCCUCCAAGCAGGUUAGCUAGUUUUUUCUUAAAAGGUAUUGAGACAUUCUUCAAGACAUGGUUGACUCUGGGGACUCGAUGUCACUGCCUUAUCACCUGGGCACAAAGCAUCCACAAGGAGCCUGGGAACUCUGGUGCUUGACAGGUGGAUUGCCACUGGAACUUUGUUCAGCCUAACCAACUAGAGGGGCUCUCAACUUUCAUCUUUAUUUCAUCUCAGCCCCUUGCCAUGGCUAAAUAAAUCUUUUUUGCUAACUGUA
This is a messenger RNA of Vombatus ursinus (common wombat), 2788 nucleotides long. RefSeq names its product uridine monophosphate synthetase (gene UMPS). Gene Ontology annotation, molecular function: orotate phosphoribosyltransferase activity; orotidine-5'-phosphate decarboxylase activity. The transcript has 6 exons. The record is from RefSeq and is a predicted model, not a curated record. Lineage: Eukaryota; Metazoa; Chordata; Mammalia; Diprotodontia; Vombatidae. Gene Ontology annotation, biological process: 'de novo' UMP biosynthetic process; 'de novo' pyrimidine nucleobase biosynthetic process. Bases 52 to 1494 code for a protein of 480 amino acids.